Homalodisca vitripennis (glassy-winged sharpshooter) is the source of this 646-nucleotide messenger RNA. Its product is annotated as cuticle protein 67-like. The record is from RefSeq and is a predicted model, not a curated record. Bases 32 to 520 code for a protein of 162 amino acids. NCBI's taxonomy places the organism in Eukaryota, Metazoa, Arthropoda, Insecta, Hemiptera, Cicadellidae. The transcript has 2 exons.
ACCGUCAGUACCCCACAACGUACACUCCGACAUGGCCGCCAAGCUCAUUGUUUUCGCCGCCGCUUUGGCUGCUGCCAACGCUGGUCUUCUCGCCGCCCCCGCCUACGCCCCCGCUGCGUACGCCGCCCCCUACGCUCACGCUCCCGCCGCCGUCACCUCAUCUUCCGCCAACAUCCUGAGGUCUCCCGGUAACCUGGGACAGGUCUCCACCUUCACCAAGACCGUCGACACCCCUUACUCCAGCGUCAGCAAGUCCGACGUCCGUGUGAGCAACCCCGGAUACGCCACCUACGCCGCCCCCGCCUACCACGCUCCUGCUGCCUACGCCGCUCCCGCUGUCGUUGCCAGGCCCGCCGUUGCCGCUUACGCCGCUCCUGCCUACGCCGCCCCCGCUUACGCUCCCCGUGCUUACGCCGCCCCCGCCGUCGCUCACGGAGGUCUCCUUGGAGUCGCUUACUCUGCUGCCCCCGCCGUCUCUCACAUGUCCUUCGAUGGCUAUGGCAUCAACUACGUCUACUAAGUGCUAUACACCCCAUCUUUCUUCUACCCUCUUCUCACUUUCCUCUCCACGUUACCAAAUCUCAGUUCCUUCUAUUUAUUUUAUUUAUAAAUAAUGUGAUAAAUAAACUUAAUCAGUCUUUGAAAA